AAGAUGAAACAGCCCUCCUCCCUCCCCAGUCUCGAUUCUCCAUCCUAGACUCAAGAGCACUUAUCUUGACACCUGGGAGUAGAUUUCUCAGUGCCCUGUUUUCCUUAUACAGAGUUGUUUCUGAGAUCUCCUACUGGUUACAAGUUGCAACUAGGAUCAUGUUCUUUCAGUCAUUUUCACAAACACCUUCUGCUCCCAAGUCCCUGUGCAAGUCUAACUGCUCCUCUUCCAAUUCCAACAAAUUCAAUCCCUAAAAAUGUGGAAAAUAUCAACAAGGCCGCCUACCAGGCUUUUCGCUUUCUCUCUUCUGCUUCGUUCCCAUCUUCCCAUUCAAUCUCCCAAGCCCAUACUCGUUUCUAUUGACUUUCGGCCUUCUCUCACUCAAACCCACACCCCAACUCAACCUCUCCCGAGUGCCCCAACCCUCUUCUCUUCUCUCCGUUAUUGCUCCAACAAUGUAAACGGGAAUUCAGACACCAACAACGGAGAAAACGGGGAAUUCGUGAGGAGGAUAGUGAACAUAUUACAGGAACCAGGGAGCAGCAGUAUGUCCUUGGUGAAACAUAAGCUUGAGAACUGCGGCGUUGCUGCCUCAUCGGAAUUGGUGGUGGAGGUCCUUUCUCGGGUCCGCAAUCACUGGGAAGCAGCAUUUACCUUUUUUCUGUGGGCUGCCAAGCAGCCUGGUUAUGUACAUUCCCUGCGCGCAUACCACUCAAUGAUUUCCAUUCUCGGGAAAAUGAGAAAGUUCGACACUGCUUGGGCCUUGAUUGAUGAGAUGAGAGGAGGUAGGACCGGCACUUCUCUUGUCACUCCGCACACCCUCUCCAUCAUGAUCAGGAGAUACUGCGCUGUCCAUGAUGUCGGAAAGGCUAUAAACACUUUUUAUGCUCACAAGCGGUUUAAGCUUGGUGUUGGGAUUGAAGAAUUCCAAAACCUUUUGUCUGCCCUUUGCAGAUACAAAAACGUUCAAGAUGCUGAGCAGCUGCUAUUUUGCAACAGAAAUGUUUUCCCCUUUGAUACCAAGAGCUUCAACAUUAUUCUUAAUGGAUGGUGCAAUGUGAUUGGUAGCAUGCGUGAGGCUGAGAGAUUUUGGAGGGAGAUGAGCAACCGUGGAAUCCUAAGGGAUGUAGUCUCAUACUCCAGUAUCAUAUCUUGCUACUCUAAAGCCAGUAACCUUAAUAAGGUGCUCAAGCUUUUCAACCAGAUGAAGGAAAUGGAAAUUGCUCCAGACAGGAAAGUUUAUAAUGCAGUUGUUCAUGCUCUUGCUAAAGCUAGUUUUGUGAAAGAAGCUCGCAAUCUCAUGAAAACAAUGGAAGGCAAGGGUGUUGCUCCAGACUCUGUUACUUAUAACUCAUUGAUCAAGCCUCUGUCUAGGGCCAGGAAAAUAAAUGAAGCCAAAGAGGUGUUUGAUGAGAUGUUGCAGCGGGGCCUUUCCCCCACAAUUAGGACUUACCAUGCCUUCUUUCGGAUUCUAAAGUCAGGAGAAGAAGUGUUUAUGCUCUUGGAGAAGAUGAAAGAGACAGGCUGCCACCCAGAUAAAGAUACUUACAUCAUGUUGAUCAGAAGAUUUUGUCGAUGGCGCCAACUUGAUAAUGUCUUUAAGCUGUGGAGUGAGAUGAGUGAGAAUGGAGUUGGUCCUGAUCGUAGCUCAUAUAUUGUGCUGAUACAUGGGCUGUUUUUGAAUGGAAAGCUGGAAGAAGCAUACAAGUAUUAUAUAGAGAUGAAGGAAAAGCAAUUUUUGCCAGAACCAAAGACAGAAGAUAUGCUUCAGGCUUGGAUUUCAGGUAAGGAAACUGCAGAUGUGCAGAUGAUAGAUUUAAAAGACAAUCAAUCAGAUCAUGGUCAGUCUAGCAAAAAAACCCUAGUCACCUCCAAGAAUGUUGAUUUGGGAAGAGAUUUUCACCAACAACCUGAGACCCGAAAAGUUACAAGAGAGAGGGGCUUUUCAUUCUGGGAAUAGUGUAUGAAUAUGAAUAAGGCAACUCAAUGAUCUUCAGCAGCAAGGUGCAUGCAGGACUCCAUACAGGUUGAUUGAUUACUUCAAAAAUUGAAUGGAAAAAUGGGGAGUUAAUUUCCAAAUUAGUGAAAAACAAUGAAGCUGCUGUGGAAAUGGCAUACUGGAGGUAGGAAGAAUUUUUGGUAGCCUGAUAAAGCCAUGCUGCAGCCCAUUGUAGUUCAUCCUGGAAA
Vitis riparia (riverbank grape) is the source of this 2187-nucleotide messenger RNA. RefSeq names its product pentatricopeptide repeat-containing protein At5g15010, mitochondrial-like. The record is from RefSeq and is a predicted model, not a curated record. Bases 257 to 1960 code for a protein of 567 amino acids. The transcript is spliced from 3 exons. NCBI's taxonomy places the organism in Eukaryota, Viridiplantae, Streptophyta, Magnoliopsida, Vitales, Vitaceae. Gene Ontology annotation, molecular function: protein binding.